AUGGUACGUGAAGUUAUGAUGGCAGUCAAUACACCGACAACACCAUCAUACAACAUCCGUGACAAAGCAAAAGAAAACGGUGAAGCACUAUGUGCAGUAUGUGGUGAUGGUCAUGCAAAAUUACACUAUGGUGUAUUGGCAUGUUAUGGAUGUAAGGGUUUCUUUAGACGUACAUUGACUGGCAAAUAUCGCUAUGUUUGCAGAUAUCGAAACAACUGUGUGGUUGACAGAUACCAAAGAAACAGCUGCCGGUACUGUAGAUAUCAACGAUGUUUAGCCGUCGGGAUGGAUCCAAAAGCCGUAAGACCGGACCGCGACCUUACUGGAAAACAAAAGGUGCCAAGGUUACGAAAAAGGCAGUUAAACGAGGAUCUUCUGAAUAGUGUGGCAAGUUGGCGUUUACAAGGAGAUGAAUGGAUUAAGAAACUGCCAUCCGAGUCUGCGGAACUUCUAUAUAGGUUAUUGGCGAUUGAGCAAAAAGUUGUUAAGGGCGAUACACCAACCUAUUCGCCUUAUAAUACAUUAGCCAAAAAUGUUUCACUCAGGGAUUUAUUUGAACGGAAACCGAUACUGAACGGUCGUCGUACAGAGAUGCAGUACAAACCAAUUAGGAUGGCCAAAAUUGAAGAGCUACCAGAGAUUGCGCAUAGACGAGCUAUUGCUGCCGUAGAUUGGGUAGAUUCGCUUUCCGAAUUGGCUAAUGUUACCGAUACUGAAGAUAAGGUAGCAUUAGUUAAAUCGUGCUACUCGCCGCUUACUAUUUUUAAUUUUUCUGCAAGGACCGCCGAAAAUACCGACGAUCCAAACAUCCUCUGCUUAUGCAGUUUUUCUUUUGUACCUCGAAAACUACCUCCUGAAUUCAAUCAGACAAACCAACUCACCGAUAAUCUGAUUGAUAGAACCCUCAACGAAUUAGUGGAACCACUAAGAAAGCUGAAACUUAGCGAAUUCGAGUUGGUUCCGCUAAAAGCCAUUAUUAUCCUUAACCCAUAUGCGAAAGGUCUGUCGCAACACGCACGCCAGGCUAUAUCAAAUUUCCGAGACAAGGUACAAGACACAUUAUAUCAGAUUGUCAAAGAGUACAUGCCAUCACCAUCAACCAGUUGCUCAUCACGUUUCGGGAACCUCUUGCUUUUACUGCCAACAAUUAUGACACUUUCGGGGAUUAUGAGUGAAAACCUUCAAUUUGUCCAACUUUUUGGAGCCCGAAAAAGUGGCACUGAUAUACUGAAUGAGAUGUUUGGUGACGUAUGUGCGAAAUUGGAAGAACCCGUACCAUCUUCAUCGUCACCACCAACUUUUGAAAAUCCAGCCGAAAUAUCACUACAGUCAAUCAGCCCACCGCUACCACGAAUUCCUGCAAACGGUAAUGCCAUUUCGGUUAAAAAAUCCAAACAAGAUUCUGAAACCCAAACAGAUCUUGACGAUGGAUUAUUAUUCGAAGGCACAACACUGCAGGACCAUGUAAGAUUCGCCGAUACUGAUAAGCAUAUAAAUUAA
This is a messenger RNA of Enterobius vermicularis (human pinworm), 1500 nucleotides long. The record is from the annotation of a GenBank genome assembly. NCBI's taxonomy places the organism in Eukaryota, Metazoa, Nematoda, Chromadorea, Rhabditida, Oxyuridae.